Arabis nemorensis is the source of this 762-nucleotide messenger RNA. The record is from the annotation of a GenBank genome assembly. Lineage: Eukaryota; Viridiplantae; Streptophyta; Magnoliopsida; Brassicales; Brassicaceae.
AUGUCUUUUAAUGAAAAGUUUCAUAAUUUAUCUAGUAAAGGGAAAGAAGAACAGUUGUUGGAAUCCUCUGAUGAAGAAGACUCUGAGAGAGAAGUCCAAGCAGACUUUGAGUUCUUUGACCCUAAAGCUACAAACUUUCAUGGAGUCAAGAUCCUCUUACAAAACUAUCUCGAUGACAAGGAGUGGGAUCAGACAACGGUAGGAACUGUGGUUAAAGUAGCAGAUGAUGAGGAUGAGGCAUUAUUUGCUCUUGACAGUAAGUGCUUUAGAGAGCUAAAAGAGUUUCUUCUUGAAGUUUGUCCGGAGAAGAAUAUAGCGAGUGAUCUAGAACUGCUCUUGGAGAAAAAAGGCAAAAGAUGUUGUGGUUUAUUGGUAUCUCAAAGAGUGAUGAAUCUUCCUCCUCAACUUCUUCCUCCAUUGGAUGAUGGAUUGUUGGAUGAAGUCUCAUGGGCUACUGAAGACGAGUUUUCUUAUGAGAUUAGGGGGUCACUCCGCUUCAAGUCGUAUAUUCUAGUCACCAAGAUUUACAAGUUGAAGAAUCCUAAGCAGAAAAUACCUCGUCGUGGUGAAGAAGACAACGAGGAAACAAUAUUCCUUAAGCUUGAAGAUGAAAUUUUCCUCGAGCUUAGCUCUUGGUCCUUCACAUUUCUUGUGCAUUCGCAGCUCGUUACAUCUCAAGAAUCUUUGGUUCUAAUGGUGAUUCUUGCAGCUGAAGAAGCUGUCGGGUCUAGUGAUGGUCGUGGAGGCAUACAAGAUUCCUGA